This is a messenger RNA of Trichoplusia ni (cabbage looper), 1511 nucleotides long. RefSeq names its product ATP synthase subunit gamma, mitochondrial-like. Lineage: Eukaryota; Metazoa; Arthropoda; Insecta; Lepidoptera; Noctuidae. The record is from RefSeq and is a predicted model, not a curated record. The transcript is spliced from 5 exons. Gene Ontology annotation, molecular function: proton-transporting ATP synthase activity, rotational mechanism. The coding region runs from base 171 to 1112 and encodes 313 amino acids. Gene Ontology annotation, biological process: proton motive force-driven ATP synthesis.
UAACCUAAUAGAACCUCCAUGGGUUUCUUAUAGCCACCAAUGUCAGAGUGACAGUGAUUGAUGACAGCACGUCAAUGUAACGUUAGAAAACAACAAUAUUAGAGUAUUUACCGAGGGGCCUAAUACAUUUUUUUUCUUGUGACCUGAGUUUUUAAACUAAAACCGGCAAGAUGGUGAUGCUAAAGCAGGUGUCGAUACGACUUAAGUCUAUCAAGAAUAUUCAGAAGAUCACAAAAACCAUGAAAAUGGUGUCAGCGAGCAAGUUCGCAAGAGCGGAACGCGAACUUCAUGCCGCACGGCCCUUCGGCUACGGACCCCGUAAGUUCUACCAGUCAUCGCAGCUGGUGAAAGGUCCAGUUGACGACGCAGCCGACCAUCAUCACCACCACCACUCAAAGACAAAGGUAAAAGUCGUAGAAGCCCAGCCCGCGCCUGAGGCCGAGCUGAAACCCGAACAGAAGGAAGCAGAGAAGAAACUCAAAAGGAUCUACAUAGCCAUGACUUCUGAUAGAGGUCUAUGCGGUGGAGUGCACAGCGGAGUGUCGCGGCGCAUCAAGCGCGAGCUGACGGCUCGCACGGCCGACGGCGCGCACAGCAAGCUGGUCUGCGUGGGCGACAAGUCUCGUACCAUGCUGCGACGUAUUUACGCACCGAAUAUGCUCGUCAGCGUCAAAGAGGUCGGACGCCUGGCUCCAACGUUCGCAGAUGCGUCGCGGAUGGCGGCUGUCAUUUCGGAAGCCGGCUACGCGUACGAUCUUGGCGAGAUCUACUACAACAAGUACUUCACGCCUGUCAAAUACGAGCUCAGCGUUAUACCUGUAUUCAAUAAAACCAAGAUAGAGGGCGCACCCAACAUGACUGCAUUCGACGACGUCGAGGACGACACGCUUGAGAGCUACACUGAGUGGACGCUGGCGGCGCUGCUGUACUACGCGCUCAAGGAGGGCGCGGCGUCCGAGCAGUCAGCCCGCAUGGCGGCCAUGGACAACGCCACGAAGAACGCUGCCGACAUGAUCCGCAGGCUCACGCUAUUGUUCAACCGCACGCGUCAAGCUGUCAUCACCAGAGAACUCAUCGAGAUCAUCUCUGGAGCAGCGGCGCUCAAGACGUGAUAACACUAUAUGUAACCAGUAUUGUAUGCUUAUUGCCAGAUUUUUUAGGAUAUAUAGUAGUAUAGUAUGUUUAUGGGAUGGAUGGAACAUCGACGCAAUUACAUACUUACAUAUCAAUGAAAUGAUUUCGGAUGAUUUCUUACUGUAAAUAAAAGUAAAAAGUGCUUUUGGUCACGAGAUUUAGUUGUAAAAACCUAAGUCCUUUCGCAAAGUUUUUGCAUCGAUGUCUCUUUCACCCUUUUAUGUAAUAUUGCUUUGUAAUUACGAUUUGCUUAAUAUUGUUUUAAGAAGUAUUUUAUUUUAAUUAACUGUUUCACUGAACUCGUGAUGUGAUCUCAAAAGCGCCAAUCAUAUAAAUGUAUCAAGACCAUCUGUUUCAUUAAAAUAGCAUCAGAGUUU